This is a messenger RNA of Dacryopinax primogenitus, 1317 nucleotides long. RefSeq lists its product as uncharacterized. The coding region runs from base 1 to 1317 and encodes 438 amino acids. Lineage: Eukaryota; Fungi; Basidiomycota; Dacrymycetes; Dacrymycetales; Dacrymycetaceae. The transcript has a single exon. The record is from RefSeq and is a predicted model, not a curated record.
AUGUCCUCUCCUCCCACCAUAUCUCUUGCCCUCAACGCCGCCCUCGAGCAGCAUAUCGGUCCAUUCAAAGCCACGCCCGUCCAAGGUGGAUCAAGUGCGAACAACUCCCUGGCAUUUCUCAUCACUCCUUCUGCCUCUCUCCUCCAUCCAACAAAUCCAUUCCGCGACUUCGUACAACCAGGACAACCACAUCAACAAUACAUUCUCAAAAUACCUCAGAAUGCCUUCUCCGCCGUCGCAGUCCAGAGGGAAUCUGUCAACUUGCCAAAGCUGCACGCCUAUCUCUCUCAUCUCCAGCCAUCCCCGCACCUACUACACAUCCCUGUACCCGUGCCCAUCGCCCAACUCCCGCUCAACGCCCUCCUAACCCAUGCGAUUCCCUCAACGUCAGACGGCAGCCGGGCAUGGGUGACCAGCACUUCCGUCGCAGAGCGUCUCUCUCUCUGCCGCGCCUUCGGUCGAGCAGCGCGCUUUGUCCACGGAUUCGCAUUUUCCUCAGCUUGGGCCGACCUUCCAGGACCGCUGCGCACGAUCCUCCCCACCCCAAUAGCGGAGGACGUGCACUCUCUCUCGACGCUAGAAGACCACGCACACCCGCAAACAGCGCGCGACUGGCUCCGCCUUUACCUGCGCGCAGAGUCUGCCCGCCUCGCCCCGCGCUUCAGCGCACUAGUGCCUGAGCCCGAACCGCCCAUCACGAGCGGGAAGGAGGAGCUCCUUGAAGGUCCCGACCUACGCAGGAAGAUGAGAGAACAGGAUCGAGCUGUAGCGUGUAUCUCUACCAUGGAGCGGGCGGUUGCGGACCCCUCUCUAUGGGUAGGGGAGAGGGUUAAGACAUGCUUCGUCCAUGGGGACUUUACGCUGCCCAACCUGCUUGUCCGGCGGGAAGUGGCCGGAUACCCUGAGGCUCCUGUUCCUGGCUCAGGAGGCGCAGGGGCGGGGGAAGGCAGUGUCCGCUGGACAGAAGUCGGCAUCGUUGAUUGGGGAGACUGCGGUGUCGCUGACCGGCGGUAUGACCUGCGCAUGGGCGUCUGGAGUGUGCUGUAUAAUAUGGCCCUCGGAGGGGAAGAAGGCGAGGAACGACAGGAAGCGUACGUCCGCGCUUUCCUGGAGGCGUAUGUAGGAGCUACGCACCAUGAUUCGGGGAAGAACGUGCACUGGGUGCUGGAGGAUUGGGAGAAGUGGCUCGCACUCCGCCAUGCUGGAGGUCAGGUGAAAGAGGGGUGCUGGGAAGCUUGGGCGGCGGCGUACGAUGUUUGGGGCCUGAUGGAAGAGGAUGGGGAGGUGUUUGGCCCGCCAGGAUUGGCGGUGGAAUAG